This is a messenger RNA of Eufriesea mexicana, 369 nucleotides long. RefSeq names its product histone-lysine N-methyltransferase SETMAR-like. Gene Ontology annotation, molecular function: histone H3K4 methyltransferase activity; DNA topoisomerase binding; double-stranded DNA binding. NCBI's taxonomy places the organism in Eukaryota, Metazoa, Arthropoda, Insecta, Hymenoptera, Apidae. Gene Ontology annotation, cellular component: condensed chromosome; nucleus; site of double-strand break. The record is from RefSeq and is a predicted model, not a curated record. The transcript has 2 exons. Gene Ontology annotation, biological process: mitotic DNA integrity checkpoint signaling; replication fork processing; double-strand break repair via nonhomologous end joining. Bases 1 to 369 code for a protein of 122 amino acids.
AUGGAAAAUGGUAAUCAAACUGGAGGAGAUUAUUGUGGUCAAGAGAGACUAACGUACAGGGGUGGCGAAUCUGCCAGAUCUGCAGCGAUAAAAAUUAAUAGUGUACACGGUGCACAUACUAUCAGUGUAAGGACUGCCCAGAAAUGGUGUAAACAAUUUAAAGUUGGAGAAAGCAGCAUUUAUGAUGAACCCCGAUCAGGGCGACCUGCUAAUCUUGAUAACGACGUUCUUAAAAAUCUUGUGGAGUCAGAGCCACGAUUAACAGUGGAUCAAAUCGCAGAAAGGAUGGAUUCGUCUCAUGGAACAGUCUUUCAUCAUUUAAAGGAGACUCGGAAAGUAUCCAAGCUUGGAAAGUGGGUACCCGCAUGA